Alosa alosa (allis shad) is the source of this 1815-nucleotide messenger RNA. RefSeq names its product alanyl-tRNA synthetase domain containing 1 (gene aarsd1). NCBI's taxonomy places the organism in Eukaryota, Metazoa, Chordata, Actinopteri, Clupeiformes, Clupeidae. Gene Ontology annotation, biological process: regulation of translational fidelity; tRNA aminoacylation. Gene Ontology annotation, molecular function: Ser-tRNA(Ala) deacylase activity; ATP binding; aminoacyl-tRNA ligase activity. The record is from RefSeq and is a predicted model, not a curated record.
CAACGAAGAAAUACCCUAGGUUCUUUUGGUCUGGUUAUUUCAAGUUCUUGGGUUCAUUGAUCAGUUUGUCUGUACAAAAGACAUCGAUAUGGCUUUUCAGUGUCAGAGGGAUUGCUACAUGCAGGAGUAUACUACUUCUGUGGUGUCCUGCGCGGAAGCAGAGCUGCAGCUCGAGAACAAUGGAAAGAAAGAGAAAGUAAAGGGCUAUAACGUCAAGCUGAAAGACACCAUUCUCUUUCCCGAAGGAGGGGGUCAGCCUGAUGACGGGACCAUCAAAAAAGUGUCAGGCGAUCUCAGACAGGGCCCUGAGGCAGUGCACUUUGUGGGCUCCGCCCUGCAGGAGGGCCAGGAGGUGAAGCUGAAGGUGGACUGGGAGCGGAGGUUUGACCACAUGCAGCAGCACUCAGGGCAACAUCUUGUCACAGCGGUGGCUGAAUCCAUGUUUGGAUAUAAAACCACGUCAUGGGAACUGGGGAGACAGCGCAGCGUCAUAGAGCUGGACACUCCGUCGGUGAAACCAGGAGAAAUGGAGGCUCUGGAGGCUGUCGUCAACCAGAAGAUCCGAGACCGUGUCCCCGUCACCGUGCAGCUGCUUGCCAUAGAUGACCCCGCUGUGGAAAAGGUAAGGAGUCGCGGUCUCCCAGAAGACGCUGCUGGCCCGAUCAGGAUCAUCGACAUUGAGGGUGUCGAUGCCAACAUGUGCUGUGGAACCCACGUGUCCAACCUCAGUGACCUACAGAUGAUUAAGAUUCUGGGAACUGACAAAGGGAAGAAGAACAAGACCAACUUAAUUUUCUUGGCUGGGAAUCGGGUGCUGAAGUACGCAGAGAGAAGCUUCAGUACCGAGAAAUCACUGAUUGGCCUUUUAAAGACAGGACCUGAGGACCAUGUGGAAGCAGUGGACAAAAUCCAGAAGACAGUGAAACGCUUACAGAAGAGCAACCUUACUCUUCUUAGAGAUAUGGCGGUUCUAAUUGCGCAAAAUUUCAAGAACAGUCCAGAAAAAGGCAACUUCUUCACUUUACACAAUAAAGAUGGAGACAAUGAGUUCAUGAACAUCAUUGCCAAUGAAAUAGGUUUUGAGCACACAACCAUUUUCCUGACAGUGGGGGAGGAGAAAGGUGCCGGAAUGUUCCUUUUAGCUGGCCCCACCGCUACCAUCGACACCGUGGGGAAACGAGUGCUGGAGCUCCUCCAGGGGAAGGGGGCCGGGAAGAACGGGCGGCUGCAGGGGAAGGCUGGGUCUCUGGCCAAGAGGGCCGACGUGGAGACCCUACUGAGGGAGCACUGCAGCCAGGGGAAGACGACCGGGGAGGAGUGAAGGAGGAGAGGAGGAGGGUGGUGGAGGAGAAGAAACGAGGGAUGAGAAGAAGAAGAAGAAGAAAAGAAAGAGGAAUCGUGGAGAAAGGGUAAAUAAAUAAAAAACGACAUGGAAGAGAGAAGAGUAGGAGCAGCUGGGCUUAACAGCUGUUUCGCUUGUGAUCACUCCAACAGACUGACGUAUGCAGACAGGUGACCGUGGGAACCACAAUUAUCCUCAGGAAAAAAUAAAACAAAAACAAGUCAUGUCUUCUCGAUUGAAGACACACAUUUUUUUUAGAUCGAAGGGCACAAUGUUGAUCGUCUGUCCACAAUGUGUGUGUAUGACUCAACGUGUCUGAAAGGUUCAGAUUCGACACACGUAUGAGGAAUCUGCUGUAUACUGUAUACUGUAUACUGAAUACUGUAUUUUUCUAUGUAACAAAAUGUACCUCAUGACAUGUUAAAUUAUAUAUAGCGAAUAGCGAAUAUUAAAACCUGUCUGAAUAAAAAUCA